AUGGACGUCGACGUUUUGGACAUCACUCGGCGAGUCGAAUUCGACGAUUGCAUCACUAAAUACGAGUUUCACACUUAUCAACCGUUCUCCAGCAACAGUCUAACGAACAACGAUGAGAUCCGCAUCGCGAUUCAACACCAGGACCUCUACACACUCCCUAGCGAAUCACUGCUAUGUCUGCAGGGAUCCGUUGUCGUCACCCCGGCCACUGACACAUCCGACGUGACCAUCGUCACCAACGGAUUGAUGUUUUUGUUCGACGAGAUUCGCUAUGAGCUGAAUUCAGUCGAAAUCGAUCGGGUGAGACAACCCGGCGUUGCUAGCACGCUCAAGGGGUACGUAACGAUGCAGAAAACGGUACACGGUCGGUACGCGAACGCUGGUUGGUCGGCGAACACAACAAAAGAGUUUGAUGUCGUUAUACCGCUCAGGUUGAUAUUGGGAUUUUGUGAAGAUCACAGAAAACUCAUAAUUAACGCGCGACAAGAACUCGUUUUGCACCGUGCGAGCACCGACAGUGAUGCUCUUACAACGAACGCGGCCGCCGCAAGCGUUGUGUUGGAUCACGUUACGUGGAGAGUGCCGCACGUCAAUGUAAACGAUUCUGUUAGAUUGCAGUUGCUCAAAGCGUUGGACGCGAAAAAACCGUUAUCCAUCGCUUUCCGUAGCUGGGAGCUAUUCUCUUAUCCGUCGCUCCCCCGGUCGAACAAACAUUCCUGGGCGGUUAAGACGAGCACGCACACGGAAAAGCCGCGAUACGUGAUAGUAGCCUUGCAGACCGAUCGGAAAAAUAAACUCGCGACGAACUCCAGUCAGUUCGACGGAUGCGGGUUGACCACGUUGAAAGUAUAUCUCAACUCUGAAUCGUAUCCGUACGAUACGUUAAAAAUCGAUUAUGCCGGUGAUAAAUUUUCGUUUUUGUACAACAUGUAUGCGAGUUUUCAAGAAUCGUAUUACGGCGUUCCGGUCGGAGAACCGUUGUUCACCGCAGCAGAGUUUAAGUCGACAUCCCCCAUCGUCGUUGUUGAUUGUUCGAAACAGAAUGAUUUUGUUAAGAACGCACCGAUUGACUUACGUAUAGAUUUUGAAACGGCUAGCAACGUGGCUGACAACACCGCUGCUUAUUGUUUAAUCGUACACGAUAAAAUUUUUGAAUAUAACGCUUUGACUAGCGAAGUGCACAAAAUUUUGUAA
Molecule: messenger RNA, 1194 nt
Organism: Adelges cooleyi (spruce gall adelgid)
Lineage: Eukaryota; Metazoa; Arthropoda; Insecta; Hemiptera; Adelgidae
Exons: 1
Coding region: 1-1194 (397 amino acids)
Source: RefSeq, a predicted model, not a curated record